AUGGAAGGACUACGCUUCGCUACUUUUCUUUCUGCCCUGUUAGCCGUUGCCAUAGGUUACCAGUAUGAGACUCGUUAUUUUACGACAAAGGUGGACCACUUCAGCUACGCUAACAAUGAUACAUUCGAGGUGCGCUACCUGAUCGCUGACCAGCACUGGAAUUCCGCGCGCGGUGGACCCAUCUUUAUGUACACUGGAAACGAAGGAGGCAUCGAGCACUUCGCUGAAAACACGGGCGUGAUGUGGGACUGGGCCCCUGAAUUCGAAGCCCUCCUCGUCUUCGCCGAGCAUCGCUAUUACGGAAAGUCUAUGCCUUACGGAAAUCGCUCAUAUGAGGAUCUCAAGCACCUGGGCUACCUGACGGUCGAGCAGACGCUAGCAGAUUAUGCCGAUCUGGUGGCGCACCUCAAGGCUACACUUCCAGGAGCCGCUCAAAGCCCCGUCAUCUCUUUCGGUGGCUCUUACGGUGGCAUGCUGGCAGCGUGGUUCAGGAUGAAAUAUCCCCACGUAACCAUUGCAGCCUUAACAUCCGGCGCUCCAGUGUUGCAGUUCCAAGGUCUGACCGAGUGCGGUGUCUUCGACCGUGUACUGACCAAGGCGUUCCAGAGUGCGUCGAGCGCGUGCACCUCGGCAAUCAGAAAGUCGUGGGAUGUUAUGGAGCACAUGGCUUCUACAGAUAAAGGGGCUCAAGAGCUCGGCCAGGUCUUCAAGAUGUGCCAUGUCCUAAGUCCCAGCAUCUACACAGUGUUCCGAUCCUGGGUGUAUAACAUUUACGUCAUGAUGUCCAUGAUGAACUAUCCUUACCCGACAAACUUCGUCGUCCCCGUGCCGGCAUACCCUGUUCGGGCUGCUUGCAAGUAUCUGGACGCUGCGCAAAGCGACAACCGAACCCUGGUGGAAGGAGUAUACAAGGCGAUCAGUAUUUUCACGAACUACACUGGGAGCCUAAACUGCCACGAGACCAGUGGACUCACCGGCAAUCUGGGAGGUGAUGCUGGUUGGGGUUUCCAGUCAUGCACCGAGCUGGUGGCGCCAAAGUGCUCGGACGGUGUGCACGACAUGUUCUUCCCCUCUGCAUGGAACCUCACCGUCUAUAGUGAGGGAUGUCGGCAGACACACGGAGUCACUCCCGACGUCAACAAGAUGAUCAAGAACUACGGAGGAAGAGAUAUCCUGUCAGCUUCCAACAUCAUAUUUAGCAACGGCGACUUGGACCCUUGGUCGGCAGGUGGAUUCCUCGAGUCCGUCUCCGACUCCUUGGUGGCCCUGGUGGUUGAAGGCGGUGCCCAUCAUGAUGAACUGCGAGCGGAACAUCCGAACGAUUCAGAUUCCGUGCGAACAGUUCGGGCAAAGGAAAAGGAAUACAUAAGGCUAUGGCUUCAUCAACACAGACGGGGGACGUGAUAAGAACGCAGCAACCCCGAAAAAUACAAACAAAGAAACAAAUGAACAGCUAUUGUAACAGCUAUGUUCCUAUUGUAAACAGCUAUUGUAACAGCU
Messenger RNA from Ornithodoros turicata, 1500 nucleotides. Its product is annotated as lysosomal Pro-X carboxypeptidase-like. Lineage: Eukaryota; Metazoa; Arthropoda; Arachnida; Ixodida; Argasidae. The record is from RefSeq and is a predicted model, not a curated record. Gene Ontology annotation, molecular function: dipeptidyl-peptidase activity; serine-type exopeptidase activity. The coding region runs from base 1 to 1404 and encodes 467 amino acids. Gene Ontology annotation, biological process: proteolysis. The transcript has 9 exons.